This is a messenger RNA of Anisakis simplex (herring worm), 1557 nucleotides long. The record is from the annotation of a GenBank genome assembly. Lineage: Eukaryota; Metazoa; Nematoda; Chromadorea; Rhabditida; Anisakidae.
AUGCCCGGACAACGGGUGUCUUCGGUUGGAGCUCGAAGAACUAAUCGGGAGCGCGUUCGCGGUCGACAAACCCUAUCGAAUCGUCUUAUCGUUUUUCUUAGUGGUGGCGAGUAUUGGACUCAUCAUCACUUCGUCGUUUUCGCAUUGACAUUCUUGAGUUAUGCGCUAUUGCAUGCUUCAAGGAAAACAUUGAGUGCAGUAAAGACAUCAUUGGUAGAUGUGUGGACAGGCAAUGGCAGUGGAGUUGAUUCUAAUCUGACUGUGUCAGCCCUGUUCCCUGAUGCAGCUUCUGCUGAGCAGUUCUUAGCCGUUUUGGAUUUUGCUUUCUUAGCUGCUUACGCUCUAGGACUGUACAUAAGUGGUUUAUUGGGCGAUCGCUAUAAUGCAUCAAACGUACUUGCGAUUGGCAUGUGGCUUUCUUCCAUUACUGUGUUUUUAUUCGGUUCAUUCACAGGAUGGCUGCAAUUUUAUUCGAAAAUUUUUUAUGUAGUAGUUUGGAUUGCAAGCGGUUUAGUUCAGUCGAUUGGAUGGCCAACUGAGAUUUGUAUAAUGGGUAAUUGGUUUGGUCACAACAGUCGAGGGACUGUAUUUGGUGUGUGGUCAGCGUGUGCAUCCAUUGGAAAUAUUUUGGGGACUUUGAUUGCUUCACAAACGGUGCAGAUCGGUUACGAGGUUAUUAUCAUUAAUCGUACUCUCAUGAUUGAUAUCGCUUUCUUGAUUGCUGUUAUUAUCAAUUUCGUUAUUAUAUUCAUCUGGUUACCGGAUCCGUUGGAAACGCGUGAAGAUGUGAAUCGGGUGAUUGAGGAGGUAACAGAACGUCCGAAAGCGAUCAGCUUUUGGCGGGCAUGGCUUCUUCCGGGCGUAAUUUCGUAUUCACUAGCGUAUGCUUGCUUAAAAUUGGUGAAUUAUUCGUUCUUCUUCUGGUUACCGUUCUAUUUGCAUAAUCGUUUUGGAUGGCCUGAAUCGUUGGCUGAUGAGCUGUCAACUUGGUAUGAUUGGGGUGGGAUUGUAGCUGCAAUUAUUGCUGGAAUUUUAUCGGAUCAUUUAUCGUCACGAACACCAAUCGUUGUCACAAUGUUGUUCGUUUCGAUGGGGGCCGUAUUUGCGUAUGCAAACUCCCCAAAUAACAUACUCAUCAAUUCACUAUUAAUGAUCUUAAUGGGAUUCUUCAUUGGUGGACCAGCGAAUCUGAUCUCAUCUACUGUUUCGGCUGAUAUUGGCCGUUGUGAUGAAGUACGAGGUUCAUCAGAAGCGUUAAGUACAGUGACAGGCAUAAUCGAUGGUACGGGUAGUAUUGGGGCGAGUAUUGGGCAGUUAUUAUUGCCGAUUGUUGAGCGACGUUUUGGAUGGAUUUAUGUUUUUUAUUCAUUCAUUUUUAUGAUGAUGUGCACGUUCGUGUGUUUGUUGCCGUUACUGUGGAAGGAGUGCUUUUCGGUGAGACAAAGACAUGGUUAUGCAUUGAUACAUUCAGAUAGUGAGGACUUAUUGUCGAAUGAUACAGCUAAUAAUAAUGAGCAACGGGAAGAGAGCACUGAAGAAGUGGUGCGAAAUGCAUAG